This is a messenger RNA of Fusarium subglutinans, 1089 nucleotides long. RefSeq lists its product as uncharacterized. The transcript has 2 exons. NCBI's taxonomy places the organism in Eukaryota, Fungi, Ascomycota, Sordariomycetes, Hypocreales, Nectriaceae. The record is from RefSeq and is a predicted model, not a curated record. Bases 1 to 1089 code for a protein of 362 amino acids.
AUGCCUCAGCUCUUUGAGCCUAAAGCUGGUCAAGAGUCGAGAUUCGAGUUUGACAAUACUCCAACAUAUCUCUUCCGUCUUCAUGUUCCGAAGUCCGUCGGCUCCACAGAUGCUACCCAUGUUGAUUCACCAGCUUACCCCGAUGAUAUGAACAAGACACAUGAACGAGGAUCUGCCUGCGGCCAAGACCUUCUACAGCUCCCGCCUGCAGAGGCUGCGACUCGACUGAAUGCCCAUCUCAGAUGGAAGUGCCAAAAGCUUGAGGAUAGCCCGUGCAAUCUUAUGUCUUGGUCAAGCUCUUUGCUUUUCCUCCUUCACUACGGCUUCCACCGACAGACGACGGAGCGCGGUCCAAAACCAAAGCUAUCAGAGAUCAGUCUCAUCAUGAUUGACACUCGAGACUUCCCGAAGCAGACUUUUCUUCGGGACUUGGAUGCUCUAGAUUAUUAUCACGGCUACAAUGAGGAUCUGGAAGUGGUUAAAAAGCGGUGGCGAGAGAAAAGGUAUUACUUUGGAGAAUACCUGACUCAAGGGCAUCUCGCUAUUAUCGGAAGAUGCGUCCAAAUGACAAUGCAACAGCUCGUUGAUGGGGGGCUUCUUACGGUGAUAUGUCCUGCAUUGAACAAGCCCAGUAAUAACUGGGCAGACUGGGCAAUACCAGUUUGCGAACUUCGCGUCGGGAUCAGGGAAAGCCAUGUCGUGGAUCAAAAGCAAAUUCGAUCUGCGAUCUUCAUGGCCCGGGGCUGUGUGGGCCAUCGAUUUCUUGUACCAUUUGCACUCAUGCUACUGGGACUACGAAGCCGACAGUCAGACAACGCCGCAAUUGCGAAUGCCUUCCACUCCCUCUUCACUGAUGAGGAGCUCGAUUUUCGGCAUGUCACGUAUGAUCAAUCCUCUUACAGGAUGGAGGAACUAAGAAGAUUCCAGCAGUUGAUGGAAGCCGUUGGAAAGCAACAUGAUGAUGAUGAUGAUGAUGCUUCAGUUACCGAAACGGCAAGGUUGAUAGAGGGGCUAGGGCUAUCUACUAACGAAACUUCAGGUAAACCCGCAGGAACUAGUAUUUACGUUGGCCCAUUUGCCGACGAGUAG